AUGCACAUCUGGAGCAGCAUCGCCAGGCUAUUUCAGCGCCGCAGCCUCCAGCUCGCUCCGCUCACGCUUGCCUACGCAGGACCCGAUUCUCGCGAGCUGCAACAGGUGGAUCUGUUCCCUGCCGAGCCAGUGAGCCCAGCUCAUGCGAGCGCGAGCUCAAGUCGCAGUGUGGAUGGCACGGCAGGCGAGGUAGGGGCACCGCCACCGCCGCCAUUGUUGAUCUUCAUUCAUGGAGGUGCUUGGCGCAGCGGAGACAAGUCAGAUCACUACAGCAUGGCGCGCUACCUGUCCAAACGUGGUGUGUCUGUAGCGCUGGUCAAUUAUCGUCUUUCUACGGCAACAGGAGGACAGGUAUUGCAUCCAGCGCACGCACAGGAUGCGUUCAGAGCUGUAGAAUUUCUGCUCGUCGAGGAUCCCAAGCAUCCACCAGAGGAAUGGCGAAAGACUUUUGAUGCGUCGAGAACUGUGCUGGUUGGCCACAGCGUCGGAGCGCACAUGGUGGCAGCGAUGAGCUUGAAUGCCGGAAGCAAAAGCACGACGUCUGAAGCGGACGCAGUUGCGCCCAUGCCAAGCCUAGGCAGACAGGCUCGCAGGCGGAUCAGGGCAUGGGUAGGCGUGGUGAGUGGGCGGAGGAGCGGCACCUUGUUGUGGUCGGCGCAUGCACAACACCUGACUCGCCUGCGCUCUUCUCCUUGCUCAGUCUGGCAUAUACUCCAUCAUUUCCAUGCUGCGCGCCUAUCCUGAUUACAUCUCAUUCGUGGAGCAAGCGUUUGGUAAUGGCGCGCAAAAAGGAGACGCAAAGCGUUAUCUUCCAGCAUCGCUCGAAUCCUGGACGCUCGCCAUGCCUGGCACGUAUGCGGCACCGACGCACAACGCACCAAAAGUGCACCUUUUGCAUUCUAGAGAGGAUGAGCUUUUGAGCGUAGGGCAGACCACAGAGGCUGCUGAGCAUCUUAAACGCUUGCUCGAGACCCGAGGCGGCUCCGUCACGGUCGACCUGGACAGCUACAAGGUGCGCCACAGAUACGAGAUGAGAAAGAUCUACAGGAGGCCCCUUUGCUAACAGAAACUGACCACAAAAUAUUCGCGCCGCAGGGCACCCAUGAUGGCAGCCUACAGACUGAAGCCUACUUCGAGACGCUGCUGAGCAUACUGAAGCAGGAGCACAUCUUGUAG
This is a messenger RNA of Ceraceosorus bombacis, 1176 nucleotides long. The record is from the annotation of a GenBank genome assembly. Lineage: Eukaryota; Fungi; Basidiomycota; Exobasidiomycetes; Ceraceosorales; Ceraceosoraceae.